Messenger RNA from Sphaeramia orbicularis (orbiculate cardinalfish), 4356 nucleotides. Its product is annotated as protein jagged-1a-like. Gene Ontology annotation, biological process: Notch signaling pathway; multicellular organism development; cell communication. The record is from RefSeq and is a predicted model, not a curated record. Gene Ontology annotation, cellular component: membrane. Lineage: Eukaryota; Metazoa; Chordata; Actinopteri; Kurtiformes; Apogonidae. Gene Ontology annotation, molecular function: calcium ion binding; Notch binding.
UCUGGGCGCACAGAGCCGGACUCAGAUCAGGACAGAAGCAGACAAAGGACCGGGAUCAAACCGGGACAGCGUGGAGGAUAAGGUUUGGGACGGUGCAUGAGGAGGGGGGACAACCUGGAGCGACCCGCACCGAGCCUCGAAAGCUGCCGCCGGCAUGAACCUGCCCCGGAGCCCCGGAGCCCUCGGCCUGAUGCUCCUAGUUCUCUCCGCCCGCAUCCAGGUCUCCUCAGCUUCAGGACACUUUGAGCUUCAGAUCUUAUCAAUGCAGAACGUUAAUGGGCAUCUUCAGAGCGGCGCCUGCUGUGAUGGGACCCCGGACACCACCGACCGCCGAUGCUCGUCCGGUGGAUGCAACACCUACUUCCGGGUUUGUCUGAAGGAGUACCAGCUGAAGGUGGUGGCGGGAGGGCCCUGCAGCUUUGGCUCUGCUUCCACACCUGUACUGGGAGGGAACACCUUUUCUCUACGCAGUGGUCAGAGCGAAAAGGCCAGGAUGGUUCUGCCCUUCAGCUUCGCGUGGCCAAGGUCGUACACAUUGAUUGUGGAAGCCUUGGAUUUCAACAACGACUCAGCAUCCGGCGGCGCCGUCGGUGGGGGGUCGCUGAUUGAGAAGGCAGUCCACUCAGGGAUGAUCAACCCGAGCGGACAGUGGCAGAUUUUGAACCACAACGGCGCCUCGGCCCAGUUCCACUUACGGCUCCGCCUCGGCUGUGACGAACACUACUACGGCUUCGGAUGCAACAAGUUCUGCCGGCCACGAGACGACUUCUUUGGCCACUAUGAGUGCGACCACAAUGGCAAUAAGACGUGUCUGGAGGGUUGGUCAGGUCCGGACUGCAACACUGCGAUCUGCAGACAGGGUUGCAGUACCACUCAUGGAUCCUGUAAAGUUCCUGGAGAAUGCAAGUGUCUGUAUGGAUGGCAGGGUGAAUACUGCGACCAGUGCAUCCCUCAUCCCGGCUGCGUCCACGGCGGAUGCAUCGAACCGUGGCAGUGUCUCUGCGACACCAACUAUGGAGGACAACUCUGUGAUAAAGAUCUGAACACGUGUGGAACAAAGCAGCCAUGUUUGAACGGAGGAACCUGCAGCAACACAGGACCCGACAAAUACCACUGCUCCUGCCCCGACGGUUUCUCUGGAGUCACCUGUGAGAGAGCGGAUCGGUCCUGUCGGUCCAACCCCUGUCGCAACGGAGGAAGCUGCUCUGAAACGUCUCAUGGCUUCGAGUGUCUCUGUCCUCCUGGAUGGACCGGACCUUCCUGCUCCAUCAAUGUGGAUGAGUGUCAGAGGAAUCCCUGCGCCCACGGAGGAACCUGUCAGGACCUGGUCAACGGCUUCAGGUGCAUCUGCCCCCCCCAGUGGACGGGGAGGACCUGCCUCAUAGAUGCCAACGAAUGUGACACAAACCCCUGCGUCAAUGCCAGCUCCUGUCGAAAUCUGAUUGGAGGAUAUUUCUGCGAGUGUCUUCCUGGUUGGACAGGCCAGAACUGUGACAGCAACGUUAAUGACUGUCAAGGUCAGUGUCUGAACGGAGCUUCAUGUCAGGACCUGGUGGGUGGGUACGAGUGUGUAUGCGCCGCUGGCUUCGGAGGUGACCACUGUGAGAUGGACAUGGAUGAGUGCGCCAGUGGGCCAUGCCUAAACGGCGGCCGCUGCCACGACGACGUGGACGGCUUCCACUGCCUGUGCCCACCUGGGGUGUCUGGACGGCGUUGCCAGUCGGACACGGACUUCUGCAUCCACAGUCCGUGUGAAAAUGGCGGGCGUUGUUUUAAUCUGCUCAGUGAGUUCGUCUGUGAAUGUCCUGAAGACUACGAGGGUCCGACGUGUUCCCACCUGAAGGACCACUGUCGAACGCUGCCCUGCAAAGUGAUUGACAGCUGCACCGUGGCCGUGUUGUCCAAUGGCACAGCUGCAGGGGUGCGUUUGAUUUCGUCCAAUGUGUGCGGCCCCCACGGUCGGUGUCGGAGCCACAGCGGGGGGGGUCAGUUCAGCUGCGAGUGUGAGGAUGGCUUCACAGGGGCAUACUGUCACCAGAAUAUAAAUGACUGUGAGAGUGCCCCCUGUCUGAAUGGAGGAACCUGUAUUGAUAAAGUGCGUCAGUAUCAGUGUAUCUGUGUCGAUGGGUGGGACGGACCGACCUGCGCUAACAAUGUGGAUGACUGUAGCUCCGCCCCCUGCCAGAAUGGCGGUAUCUGUCGAGAUCUGCUCAAUGACUUUCACUGCGACUGUAAGAAUGGAUGGAAGGGAAAGAACUGUCACUCAAGGCUGAGUCAGUGUGAUGAGUCGACCUGUAACAAUGGAGGAACAUGUUUGGACGAAGGUGAUGCCUUCAGGUGUCAGUGUACGGCGGAAUGGGAGGGAAACACCUGCAACACCGUUAGGAACAGCAGCUGUGUGUCCAGUCCCUGUGAGAAUGGAGGAACCUGCCUGACGGACGGACGCUCGUUCAGCUGCGUCUGUAGAGACGGAUGGGAGGGUGCCACCUGCAGCCACAAUGCCAAUGACUGCAGUCCUCAUCCCUGUUAUAACGGUGGGACGUGUGUGGAUGGAGACAACUGGUAUCGCUGUGAAUGUGCUCCAGGUUUCACUGGACCGGACUGCAGGAUCAACAUUAACGAGUGCCAGUCGUCGCCCUGCACCAUCGGUUCCACCUGCGUGGAUGAGAUUGAUGGAUACCGCUGUAUCUGUCCAUCAGAGAGGUCUGGCACCCGCUGCCAAAAAGCGUCGCAGCGGCCCUGUGUGGUUGGGGGUUCGGUAACUCCGGACGGAAGCCGAUGGGAUGAGGACUGUAACAACUGUCAAUGCAACGAUGGGAGAAUCUCCUGCACCAAGCUCUGGUGUGGAUUCAGACCCUGUAACGUCCUCAGUCGAACCCGUGGCUCUGAGUGUCCGGAUGGUCAAACCUGCGUUGCUGUUCGAGAUGAGCUCUGCUUCGUGAAGCCUUGUCACGGUCUGGGCGAGUGCUGGAGCCCUGCCCACCAGGAUCUGCCCAUAGCCAGGUGUCAACCUGAAAGCACCUGUGCAAACGUCACCUUCACCUUCAACAAAGACAUGAUGAUGAAGGGUGUGACUGUAGGUCAGGUGUGUCAGGAGCUGCGAACCCUUUACAACCUGUCAUCCUCUGACUCCGCCUCCUCCGUCUCCAUGAGCUGUGAGCCGUCAUCGAGUGCCGACAACCAGAUCCACGUGGCCGUCAUGGAUGACCAGAGCAGAGGAGCAACCUUCAUUAAGGAAAUCACAGACAGGAUCAUGGAUCUGGUCAGUAAAACCAAUGCCAACAGCUCCAUCAUCGGCGCCAUCGCUGAGGUUCGAGUUCAGAGACGACAAAGUCACAACCCUGACAAACGUCUCCUCCCCCUGCUGGUUUCCAUAGUUAUCGUUGCCUGGGCUCUGGCCAUCUCCUCCAUGUUGCUGUGGUGUUUGUUUCGACGGAGGAAGCAGCACGCCCAUACCGGUGUCAGCACUCAGGCGGUGGCGACAGCGACGUUGUACACCCCUGCACUCGAGGACAACAACGCCCUCCACAACAGCAUGUGCACUGCCCGCGAGCAACUCAAUCACAUCAAGAACCCCAUUGAGAAAAACCCAGCGGCACACUACAAUCAGAACCAGCACCAGCAUCUCCUCCAUCAGAACCUUUACGAGGACAAGAACUCUGUCAGUGCCAAAACGAGGAGGUCAGACACAGGAAGUCAGUCGGACGAGGACGAUGUGGACAAGCGGAACGCCAGGUUGUCCAGAUUUCCACCGGCGUAUUCUCUGGUGGACUGGGACAAACCCAAAGCCCAACUCUGGACCUUCAAACAGGACAACAGGCGGCUGCAGAAUGUCAAACGGGCCGAGUUCAUUGUAUAGCCAUGAUCAGGAGGCGCCCGCGUUUGUACAAAGUCGAACUUAGGGAAGAGUUUUUUUGUCUGUUUUGGCCGAAUCAGACGGAGACAUGGACGUCAGAGCUGAAUAUUGAACUAAUCGACUGUUGAUGAUCAAGAUGAUCCAAUUCCAGCUCUUUUCAUUGGAAUAUUUUCAGCUGGCUCUGUCUGAAGACAUCAUCUUGGACUGACAACCAAUCGAUUCAUCAGGAGGAUAAUCAGUGGAUUUAUGGUCAUUUUUUUAAUCGCUAGGGGAUAUUUAAAAUGGUCUAAAACCAUCUGAGGCUUCGAUGUCUGGCCGUUUGGUGUCUUUUUUUUAUUGUUUCGACAGGCUGGAUGUUUCAUUUUGUCUCAGAAAACCAACUGUAAAAAAAUUCAAAUUCUUAAAAAUUGGAAUAUUUUCUGAUUUCUUUCCUCCUAUUUUUACCCCUUGGGCUCAUGGACCAAACAUCUAAAGCAUUAAUAAAGACACUAAUGGACAAA